UAUUUUGGGGUGGAAAUCGGUAUUCGCUUGGUCGUAAGUCUGUUAUAUGCGCAUUUAUGACCAACCGGUACGUUUAAGGACAAGUGGGUGUGAUCUAGACUAGCCCGCUACUCCGUCGGCGGUAUGACAGACAGUACAGAGUGACAUCUCCCAUUUGUUGAGGCGCUUUCCAAUCCCAGUAUGAAUGCCUCUUCUCUGGCAAAUCCGAAAAGCGGUUUCAGGACAUGUGUUGCCAUUUCAAGGCUUUCAUCAUUCACGCUCUCCAUAAACUCGAAUUUCGAUCUCAGUCCGUUGAAGGCGUUAUAAACAAUAUGCUGUUCCUCUCAGGCUCUCCGAUUCGUGAUUCCCCCUACAUCUCUUCCAUGGAAGCGGGACGCCCCCACCACCAACUUGAACAUCAUCUUGUAUGUCUCUACGCAAGCCUCAUCGCACUCGGCGUGGAGACACUUGGCUUGGAGCUCUCGCGCAAGAAGAAUCAGAUCUGCACCCCUGGGCGGCUGAAGGACUGACGACCUGGUGCGGCCUUGUAUACACGGAAGCGGAGGGUGGUUUGGUGAGGUGUGGCAUGGCGUGGAAAUGCGGUCCACCAAGUCGAUAGAGGCACUGGGGCAGUAGAGGAAUUAAGAAUGGGCACCUGGAGGAGUUUCGCUAGGUCUGAAAGGCGUAGCGAGAUCUAUGGUUCGUGCCCAGGGGUUAUUAUAUAAGAGGGGGGAGGUCAUG
Cantharellus anzutake is the source of this 720-nucleotide messenger RNA. RefSeq lists its product as uncharacterized. Bases 225 to 509 code for a protein of 94 amino acids. NCBI's taxonomy places the organism in Eukaryota, Fungi, Basidiomycota, Agaricomycetes, Cantharellales, Hydnaceae. The transcript has a single exon. The record is from RefSeq and is a predicted model, not a curated record.